AUCUUUUUCUAGUAGUAGUAUUAACAGGGUUAAGGGUGAUGAUCCACAAUUCCCCACACUCAAAAUCACCCAACCGUGCUUGUAAUUUCCCGGUUACUGACCUUCCCACUCAUCGCAUCCUUCACCCCUUUCCAUUUAUUAGGGUUCUCUGUUCCGAUCGAGGUUUUUGCAGAUGUUGAAACGUUCAGGGUUCCGUGCCUUUGGUGGCAAUGUGUUGAAUCAUUGUUGCAUUGGUUGAUUUCCUUUUCCCUCUUCUAAAUGCCAGUUUGAAUCUUUUCAUUCUUGCCCUCAAAACCCACCUACCGUUCUCUGACACGUUGCCACGUCGUUUUCUUUGGAAGCUUUGGACGUUGGUUUGCUUUCAAGUUUUGGUUUUGUUUAUGGGUUUUUUGAGGGGAUUGUUGUAGAAUACAUUGUUUUUCUUUUCCCUUUUUUUUUUUCCUGAAGAUGAUGAAGAGACUGAAGAGUGAAGCUCCCAAUUCGAGGAGGUUUAGGUUGUCUCAUUUUUUGUUUGGUGUUGUGGUGUUGUACUUGGUUUUUAUAUCGUGUAAUUUUUCACAGUUUAUGAAAAUUGUAUCAUCGUUAAGUGGGGAUGAGAGUUACGAGGGUUUGGAUAGGAUAGCUAUUGGGGACACUGAAGAUGCAGAUUUAAGCAAACCCUUUGUUAGUUCUGUUUAUAAAGAUGCAUUUCAUCGAAGGUUAGAAGAUAAUAGGGACCAGGAUGCUCCGUUGAGGCCAAACAAGGAACCAAUGAAGGAGGAAGAUCAUGCUAAUGAAUCUAUGAAGCAGAUUCCACAGGGAUAUGGUAGGAUUACCGGGGCAAUCUUGCGGCAAAGGAAUAGAACUGGUGAUUUGUCUGUGCUUGAGAGAAUGGCAGAUGAGGCAUGGACAUUGGGGUUGAAGGCUUGGAGUGAAUUAGACAGGGUUGAUGAGGUGGAGGAUGGAGAAAGUUCUGUUAUUGAAGGAAAGCCCGAGUCAUGUCCUUCUUGGAUAUCAUUAGGUGGGGAAGAUUUGUUGAAAGGGGAUGGUUUGAUGUUCCUUCCUUGUGGUCUUGCUGCUGGUUCUUCAAUCACUUUGGUGGGGACACCCCAUUAUGCUCAUAAGGAAUAUGUUUCCAUGCUUGGCAAGUUGAAGAGAGGCAGUGGGUUGGUUUCGGUUUCACAGUUUGUGGUUGAGUUACAAGGGCUAAAGUCAGUGGAAGGGGAGGAUCCUCCUAGGAUUCUUCACUUGAAUCCUCGAUUAAGAGGGGAUUGGAGCAAACGACCAGUUAUUGAACAUAAUACGUGUUAUCGUAUGCACUGGGGAACAGCUCAAAGAUGUGAUGGUUUGGCAUCUGAGGAUGAUGAAUCAAUGCGUGUUGAUGGGUAUAGACGAUGUGAAAAAUGGAUGCGGAAUGACAUUGUAGACUCAAAAGAGUCCAAGACAACAUCAUGGUUCAAGCGGUUUAUAGGGCGUGAGCAGAAGCCAGAAGUGACCUGGCCAUUUCCUUUUACAGAGGGUAGAAUGUUUGUCCUUACACUGCGUGCUGGUGUUGAUGGAUACCAUAUUAAUGUUGGGGGUCGUCAUAUGACUUCAUUUCCAUAUCGGACAGGUUUUACACUUGAAGAUGCUACAGGAUUGGCAGUUAAAGGGGACCUUGAUGUUCAUUCAAUAUUUGCUACUUCUCUCCCUACUUCGCAUCCAAGUUUCUCACCUCAAAGAGUACUUGAAAUGUCAGAGACCUGGAAAGCUGGGGCCCUACCUAAACAUGCUGUAAGACUUUUUAUUGGAGUUCUUUCUGCUUCAAAUCACUUUGCAGAGCGUAUGGCAGUUCGAAAAACAUGGAUGCAAGCAUCUGCAAUCAAGUCUUCAGAUGUAGUAGUACGAUUCUUUGUUGCGUUGAAUCCAAGGAAGGAAGUAAAUGCAGUGCUGAGGAAGGAAGCUGCUUUCUUUGGUGAUAUUGUCAUUUUGCCCUUUAUGGACCGCUAUGAGCUUGUUGUGCUUAAAACCAUGGCUAUCUGUGAGUUUGGGAUUCAAAAUGUGACUGCUGCAUAUAUCAUGAAAUGUGAUGAUGACACUUUUAUCAGGGUGGAUACGGUCUUAAAAGAAAUUGAAGCUGCACCCCAGAAAAAGUCCCUCUAUAUGGGCAAUCUCAAUCUCUUGCAUCGGCCUCUGAGAAAUGGCAAAUGGGCUGUUACUUUUGAGGAGUGGCCUGAAGAAGUAUAUCCUCCUUAUGCAAAUGGCCCUGCGUACAUAAUUUCAAGAGAUAUUGUUACUUUCAUCAUAUCUCAACACAAGGAGAGGAAGCUGAGGCUCUUUAAAAUGGAGGAUGUAAGCAUGGGAAUGUGGGUUGAGAGAUUUAACAAUACUGUGGCAGCUGUUCAGUACUCCCACAACUGGAAGUUUUGUCAAUAUGGAUGCAUGGAGGGCUAUUUCACUGCACAUUAUCAGUCACCAAGGCAAAUGGUCUGUCUUUGGGACAAAUUGUCAAGAGGUCGUGCAAGAUGUUGUAACUUUAGAUGACAAUUUGCAAUUACCUUUGUAUCAUUGUCCACUCUCAAACUUGGUUCACAUAGAUUAGUAUUUGUUGAAAAUUCGCUGUGAUUACAAAAUGUAUUACAAAUACUAUUCAAUUUGAAAGAAAUAGGAUUUAGCAGGGUGGUUCAUCCGGUCUAGUUUUGGGUGAGUGUGAAUUUACUGCCCAUCAAUUUUAUAAAUCAGAUGAAACCGUGACACUUCGAAGACUGAAAUUAAAUUGUAGUUUACUGCUUCAUUCGGUUUCAAAUCAUGAUCUGCUGGUGCUUUACGUUUGGUUUGUUUAGUAUCAAUAUUUGACCGUGUUGAAGUAAAAUAUAAGCAAUUGUAUUCAUGGUUAGUAAAACUUAAAAUUUUGUUUUUCAU
Molecule: messenger RNA, 2880 nt
Organism: Abrus precatorius (Indian licorice)
Lineage: Eukaryota; Viridiplantae; Streptophyta; Magnoliopsida; Fabales; Fabaceae
Product: hydroxyproline O-galactosyltransferase GALT2
Exons: 7
Coding region: 448-2502 (684 amino acids)
Cellular component (GO): Golgi membrane
Molecular function (GO): carbohydrate binding; galactosyltransferase activity
Source: RefSeq, a predicted model, not a curated record